This is a messenger RNA of Racocetra persica, 2786 nucleotides long. Lineage: Eukaryota; Fungi; Glomeromycota; Glomeromycetes; Diversisporales; Gigasporaceae. The record is from the annotation of a GenBank genome assembly.
AUGGCGCAACAUUUGUUUAUUUCGUCUGAUUCCAAUUAUGAUAUUGAUAUCAAACGAGAAGAUUUAAGUGAUUUAGUAUUGAUUGACAGUGGGGGAUUUGGAACUGUCUAUAAGGGAACGUUGAACAAAGGGAAGGAGAAUGAACAAGAAGUAGCGGUAAAAUAUAUUAUUCGUAAAAAUACACCGCAAGCGAAAAAAGAUUUUACUCGAGAGCAUUCAAAAAAUAUUCCUAUUUGCAAUGGCAAGGCACUUUUAGGUGACUUUGGUCUAUCAAAGUAUCUUAAUCUGACAUUGGAUGAAAAAAUUUCCUUCAAUAAGGCUAUUCUCAAAGGAUUAGAAUUUUUGCAUAAUAACGAUAUACUACACAGAGAUUUACAUUCAAAAAAUAUUCUUAUUUGCAAUGGCAAGGCACUUUUAGGUGACUUUGGUCUAUCAAAGUAUCUUUUUGAACAAAAUGAUAAACACAUAUCAGAAGUUCGAGGGGUUCAAGCUUAUGUUGACCCCAAAUUGCUAGAUAAAGAAUCAAAUCCAAAUUAUACGCAUACAAAAGAGUCAGAUAUUUACAGCUAUGGUGUACUCAUGUGGGAGAUAUACGCUUGUCGCCCGCCAUUUCAAGGUAGAAGUGGUGAUAACUUGACUACGGCUAUUUGCCUAGGAGAAAGAGAAAAGCCUGAAAAUGGAAUGCCUUCAGAUUAUAUAGAAAUUUAUGAAAAAUGUUGGCAUCAAGAUCCUUCGUUUAGACCUGGAAUUUCUAAGAUUUUGAAAGAUCUAGAAACUCUUAAUCAAAGUUCAACUUAUCAGGAUGGUGAUGAUGUUUUAACAGAAUUAUCUAUCGAUGAUGAACAUCUUAGCCAAACAAUUACAGAAUUAUCUGAUAUUGAUGAAAAAAUUACUGAUGAGUCUGUACAAAAUUAUAUUGAAGAUGACUGUAAUGAUUGUCAAAUUACAAAUCCAACAACAGUAACCUUGGAACGAUCUGUCAAUUUUGAUACGUUUUCACAACCAAUUAAAGAAGCCCACGAACUUUUCAAAGAAAUCAGGUUAUCAAACAAAAAUGCGCAGCUUAACACAAGAAUUUGUGGAGUAUUAGUUGAAUGUAUUAAUUUAGCUAAAUUCAAUUUGAAAAAUCUUCAAGACAACAAAAGUUAUCAUGCUGCUUUCGCGACAUUAGACAAUUAUAAACUCUUUCAGAUAUUUCUCCAAAAUAUUAGAAAAAUCAAUAGCUUUAUUAAAAAGAUUUUUAAUAUUAGAGGAUUAAGGAAUUAUAUUCAAAAGACUGAUUCCGGACUCUCAUUAAGAUCAAUAAAAGUUGAAUUUGAGCGAUUAUUUGAUGAAUUUAAUAAAUCAAUGUUAUCUAUCAAGUUUAAAACUUAUCCCAAUGACCAAGUUAACAAUUUACUUAAUGAUGAUAUCGAAGAAACAAUAAAGCUUCUUGGUUAUUCAAUUCAAAAAGUGGAUAGUCUUGGUACUUCGAGAUUAAAAUACAACACAGAUCGGAUAGAUUUAUGUAUGCAUGUGGCACUUUUAAAAAAUUUAGAAGAUUUUGCAAACGUUAACAUUAUCAAGUUUUAUGGGAUAUUACAAGAUGAAUCAUCCCCUGGCUCAAUAUAUUUAAUUAUAGAAAAAGCAGACUAUGGCAACUUAAAAGAAUAUUACACCAACUACAAACCUUUAGAUUUUUUAACCAAAUCAAAAUUUGCAUUAGAAAUAUGUACUGGAUUAGUCUUCUUAAAUGCUGUAAAUUUUUUACAUCAUGAUAUCAGAUCUGAAAACAUUCUGAUUACAAAUGGCCUUAAUGCUAAGAUUGCAAACUUUAAUUAUAGCCGAUCAAAUUCAGAUAAUUCAGGUAAUCUUGGAACUGAUAAAGCCAGAAUUAAAAGCAUGGCACCAGAAAUGUUAGAACGCAAACAUUCCACAUUAUGCAAGUAUGAUUUUAAAAGUGAAAUUUAUAGUUUUGGAAUUGUUCUCUGGGAAAUUUUAAAUGAGAAAAAUCCAUAUGAUGUUUAUAAUAAUAUCUAUGCAAUAAGGAAUGCGAUCCUUUAUAAUAAGCAAAUAUUACAUAAUUAUAGUAAUUUUAAUAAUUGCAUACCACAGAAAUAUACAUAUAUUAUGAUGCAAGCUCUUAAAUUCGAGCCAAACAACCGUCCAACCAUCUGUGACAUGUUUAGAGUUUUAUUUGAUAUAGUAAAUAAUCCAGAAAACUCUUCAACAUUAUGUGUGGAAUCUUUUAAAGAAAACUUUUCUCAGCAUAAUUUUUUAUCUAUAGAAGAUGCAGCAAAUGAAGCAAGAAAAAAAGGUGGAAAUAAGCAGAAAGCACUAGAAUAUAUUGACAAAUUUGCCGAAAUGAAUGAUUUUAAAGCCAUUUAUUAUAAAGGUUAUUUUAUGCAGCAAAAACUUUUUGGCAAGAAAAAAUUGUCUAAACCUGAAUACAAGAGAAUUCAAAAAGAAGUUGCCCAUCUUUUUGAGCUCGCUUCAGAUGCAAAUAUUACGGACGCACAUACAAAAUAUGGAGAUUGUCUUUUUAAUGGUUAUGGGGUCCAGAAAAACCAAGCACGUGCUAUAGAACUUUAUACAAAGGCUGCUAUUGAUGGUAAUGGUAAUGUAAAGUCUUACGCACAGUUUCGUUUAGGAUCUAUAUAUUACAAAGGUUUGGCAGGGACAGAAGACAAAGAAGAAGGAGCGCAUUAUUUAAAGCUUGCUGCUUGGGGAAAUUAUGAAAAAAAACUUACGCAGUUGUGUGAUGUGAUAGGAGUUGAAGAAUAUCCUGGCCGUGAUAAAAACGAGGG